Struthio camelus australis is the source of this 686-nucleotide messenger RNA. The record is from RefSeq and is a predicted model, not a curated record. Lineage: Eukaryota; Metazoa; Chordata; Aves; Struthioniformes; Struthionidae.
UUCCAACAGGAUAUCAUUCAUGAUCCUGGCCGAGGUGCUCCACUUGCCAAGAUUGUGUUCCGUGACCCAUACAGGUUUAAGAAAAGAACUGAACUGUUCAUUGCUGCUGAGGGUAUUCAUACUGGUCAGUUUGUUUACUGUGGCAAGAAAGCUCAGCUGAACAUUGGCAAUGUUCUGCCUGUUGGCACCAUGCCAGAAGGCACCAUCGUCUGCUGCCUUGAGGAGAAACCUGGUGAUCGUGGAAAGUUGGCCCGUGCUUCUGGAAACUAUGCUACUGUCAUCUCUCACAAUCCUGAAACGAAGAAAACCAGAGUAAAGCUGCCUUCUGGAUCCAAGAAAGUGAUUUCUUCUGCAAACAGAGCUGUUGUGGGUAUCGUCGCUGGUGGAGGUCGUAUUGACAAGCCUAUCCUAAAGGCUGGCCGUGCCUAUCAUAAAUACAAGGCAAAGAGGAACUGCUGGCCACGUGUCCGUGGUGUGGCUAUGAAUCCUGUAGAACAUCCCUUUGGUGGUGGUAACCACCAGCACAUUGGCAAGCCUUCAACCAUCAGGAGAGACGCUCCUGCUGGGCGCAAAGUUGGUCUCAUCGCUGCCCGUCGUACGGGUAGACUGCGUGGAACAAAGACUGUGCAGGAAAAGGAGAACUAAUGACCCAGUAUGGAAUUUACAGAAUAAAUUUUUAAAACUUA